Messenger RNA from Kuraishia capsulata CBS 1993, 645 nucleotides. RefSeq lists its product as uncharacterized. Lineage: Eukaryota; Fungi; Ascomycota; Pichiomycetes; Pichiales; Pichiaceae. The record is from RefSeq and is a predicted model, not a curated record. The coding region runs from base 1 to 645 and encodes 214 amino acids. The transcript is spliced from 2 exons.
AUGUCCGAAUAUCCAAACACCAUUAUUUUACCUCAGACCAACCAAUUGGUUAGUCUCUACUCUAUCAUUCGUGAUGUCAACACCCGUCGCGGAGACUUUGUCUUUUACUCCGACAGAAUUAUAAGAUUAUUGGUCGAAGAAGGUUUGAACCAAUUACCUGUGGAGCCACAUACUGUCAAGACUUCCACCGGUAUUUCCUAUGAAGGUUCCAGGUUCGUAGGCAAGAUUUGCGGUGUCUCUAUCAUCCGUGCAGGUGAGUCUAUGGAACAGGGUUUGAGGGAAUGUUGCCGUUCCGUUCGCAUUGGAAAGAUUCUCAUUCAAAGAGAUGAAGAAACUGCUCUUCCAAAGCUUUUUUACGUCAAAUUCCCAGAAGACAUUGCAGAGAGAUACGUCUUGCUCCUAGACCCUAUGUUGGCGACUGGUGGUUCGGCCAUCAUGGCAGCCCAAGUUCUUCUUGAUAACGGAGUCAAGGAAGAAAAGAUUUUGUUCCUGAAUCUCUUAGCUUCUCCAGAAGGAAUCAAGGCAUUUUACGAGAAGUUCCCUAAGAUCAAGAUCAUCACCGGUGGUGUUGAUCAAGGGUUGGAUGCUAACAGGUAUAUUGUUCCGGGUCUGGGCGACUUUGGUGAUAGAUAUUAUUGCAUAUAG